AUGGCGGCCCGUAGCGUGCCCCGCCGGCAACAGGUGCUGCGGGCGGCGGCGACGACGACGACGCCGGUUCUUGUGCACAGUCACUGCCAGCCCCGGCCGUCGUACCACCAGCGGGUGCGCGGUUUCCACGCAAGCCCCCGUCGGGAGCAGACAAAGUCGCCCUUCCAGGCAUUUGUCGACACGCUCAAGGAGGAGCUGCGCAAGUCGCAGGAGAUGCAGGACAACAUGAAGCAGCUCCAGGGUGAGGCGGGCAAGGUGCAGGACAGCGAGACGAUGCGGAGGAUGCGCGAGGCGUACGAAAAGGCAAGGAUCGUGUCGAGCAUCAAGGAGAACCCGCGGCUGCAGGCCGCUGCCGACGCCCUGAGAAAGAGCGGAGGCCAGGUCGGAGAUGCCGUGGGGGCCACGCUCAGGCAGAUGGAGGAGAGCGAGCUGAUCAAGGGUCUCGGUGCCAUCUCAUCACGGCUCGCGAGACAGCUGCAGGACAGCACGGCGCCGAUUAGAAACACCGAGGCAUACAAGGAUCUUUCCAAGACACUCGCCGAUGCCUUUGACGAUGGAGGGUCUGCACUCCGGAUCUACACGGAUGCCUCGGCCGACGCAGCGACACAGCGGAGAAUGAAGCGAGAGGCCCGGCUGCGAAAGAUUGGCAGGCCGAUGCCGUCGCCCGAUGUCGAGGAGAUCCUCAUCAUGGCGGCCGAUCUGAAAGCAAAAGAAAAAGAGCUGAACAAGGACAAGGUCGAGGAGGAUGAGGCGGAGGACGACCCCAUCAAGGCGGCCGCCCAGGCUGGCGCCGCUGCUGGAGAGGAAGGCGCCCGAAGAGCAGCCGAGGAGGAUGGGACCAAGACGACGAGCGAUGCGAGCGCAUCACCAGAGGAAGCUGCGUCGUCAUCAGCGCCGUCGUCUUCGUCUUCAUCACCGUCCGGCUCGGCUCCACCGCCAUCGCGCCCAAAGGGCUACGCGACACGCGUCCGAGCCCAGCUUGUGGCUAACCCCAACGCGGGAGAAGCCCUCGUCCUGAGGCCCGAGCCCGCAUACAAGCAGGCCUGGUCAUCGUUCAAGGAGAGCAACCCGCUGAUGCGCAAGCUUGGCGAGCUCCGGGAGCAGUACGAGGAGUCAGAGAAUCCCGUCGUGGAGCGGCUCCGGUCCAUCACCGACACGAUUGGUGGAUGGUUCGAAGAGAACGAGACGGCACGCGUUGUUGGCGUCUUCCGCAUGCAGGAGCCUUCGUUUACCCUCGACAGCUACCAGCGCGAGCUGCGGGAGUAUGUGAUCCCCGAGAUCAUCGACGCCUACCACGGCGCAGCGCGGCACCUGCUCCGGCAGUGGUGCAGCGAGGCGACGUUCAACGUCCUCAUGGCUACCGUCGACCCUUACAUCCAGCGGGGCAUGGUGGCCCACGGCCGCCUGCUGGACCUCAAACACAUUGACAUCCAGCAGGCGAGGAUGCUCGAAAACAACGUCCCCGUUCUCGUCGUCAGCUUUGCCACGCAGGAGCUCAUGUACUUCAAGGACGCAAAGACGGGCAAAGUAGAGGCGGGGAGGGAGGACCAGGCCGAUGCCUGCCGGUAUGUCGUCGUGCUGACAAGGCUCGAGGAGGAGAUGGACAAUGAGAUCACGGGCGGGUGGAAGGUCAUCGAGAUGGCACGGAGAGGCGAGAAGGCCUUCCUUUAA
Acaromyces ingoldii is the source of this 1671-nucleotide messenger RNA. RefSeq names its product Tim44-domain-containing protein. Gene Ontology annotation, cellular component: mitochondrial inner membrane. NCBI's taxonomy places the organism in Eukaryota, Fungi, Basidiomycota, Exobasidiomycetes, Exobasidiales, Cryptobasidiaceae. Gene Ontology annotation, molecular function: protein-folding chaperone binding. The coding region runs from base 1 to 1671 and encodes 556 amino acids. Gene Ontology annotation, biological process: protein import into mitochondrial matrix. The transcript has 2 exons. The record is from RefSeq and is a predicted model, not a curated record.